GGACUUUGCAGCCGACUCCAUGACUUGUGCAGGCGAUGGCUGAGCCCAGGAAAGCACAGCAAAGCCCAGAUGCUGGACCUGGUGGUUCUGGAGCGGCUCUUGGCUCUCCUGCCCCCAGAGAUGGAGGGCUGGGUGCGGGCGUGUGGAGCAGAGACCAGCUCCCAGGCGGUGGCCCUGGCGGAAGGCUUCCUCCUGAGCAAGGUGGAGGAGCAGAAGGAGCAGCUCCAGUGUCAGUGCUGCACUGUGGAGAUCAGAGAUGCUGAGGGAAAGAAGAACCCAUCAAAUCCCCCUCAGGAGCUUUUUUUCAGGAAGAUCCCUUGGGAAGAUCCAAGUCAGGACCCCUCAGGAGGAGGGUCUUGUGUCCUUCGAGGAGGUGGCUGUGUAUUUCUCUGAGGAAGAAUGGUCUCAGCUGGAUCCUGACCAGAAAGCGCUGCAUUCAGAAGUCAUGCUUGAAAACCAUAGGAACGUGGUGUCUCUGGGUAAUAAUGGGCAGGAGAAUCAAGAUUCCUGUGAAAUGUUCCAAGUGAUCAAUGCUAAAGAUGGAACGGAGAAGUUUGGAAUUCAAAUGGAAUUCGGAAGCCAUGAAAAAAAACAGUCAAAGAAUUCCAACCAGGACAGCUCCUCUUCCAGGGAUGCUCCAAUGCAAAACAAAGGAGAUGAUGCUAUAAGAAGACACAAUGGACAAAAUUACAAUGGGACAUUCAUUCUUUCUCUUGGGAAUAACUUCUUUACAUCUCAAAAAGUGAUUGACACAAAAGAGAAGCCUUAUAAAUGUUUGGAAUGUGGAAAAUGUUUUAGAACAAACAGGGAACUUACUAUCCAUAAAAGGAUCCACACAGGGGAGAAGCCAUUUAAAUGCAUGGAAAAAGCCUCCUUUGCUUGUAGAUAUAAACUUAUUUCCCAUAAGAUGAUCCACACGAAAGAAGCCAUAUAAAUGUAUGGAAUUUGCUCAUAGAUGAAAUGUUAUCUCCCACUA
This is a messenger RNA of Pseudonaja textilis, 976 nucleotides long. The record is from RefSeq and is a predicted model, not a curated record. Lineage: Eukaryota; Metazoa; Chordata; Lepidosauria; Squamata; Elapidae.